CUUUUCGGCCUCACCGCAACGAAUGCAACUUGUCGGGUUUUUUCGGCUUGCGGGAAGGCCCGAGAAGUUGCGAUUGUUUCGGCCUUUGCGCCAAUUUUAAAUUACGAAAAUUAUAUAUUUAUAGUUCAUCAAGCGGAGAUGUAUCAACAAAAAUUUUUUUAGCAUUGCAUAGAUAGCAUCGGUUUGAAGGCUUAUCAUCAAUUUCAACAAAUACGUCGAGACCAUGGGGAAGUAAUGACAAAUACCGAAGAUGUUACAUUCACUAUGGAGUUACCAGGAUGAAAUUGAAACUGAGAUGAAUUUAUAAUAAUUUAGUUGUGUGUUAGAAAUGGGUGACAAAUCGGAGGACGAAUUAGACGUAGAGGACUUGUCCGAGAAAAUCAAAAAAUUGGAAAGAGAGAAAGAGCUGUUGGAACGCAAAAAUAUGAAAAAGAAACAUGCAGAACUGACACGCUCCAUUGGGCAGCUGCGUAAACAAUCGGAACCUGAGCCCCACCCAUCCAGCCUAAGUCCGUCAAUUGAUAAAAAUUAUCCCAGCAGAGGAAUUCGUGAACCAGUAGACGGUGACUUUGGAAAUCUUCUUUCGGAACAGAGGGACAGACUUCGUGAUCUCCAGAGGCGAUCUGGAGAAAGACUGAGUGCGGAGCAUCAACUACGGAGCAGGGACCUUGACCAAUCAGAUUCUGACUCGGAGGAAAGACAAAAUUUGGACAAAGUGAUGUCCCAGGAACAUAAAAACAAGCUACAACAGAACCGAGGCGAACUUGUGGAGAACAUGACUCCCGAGGAAAUCUUCAACAUCCUCAUCGCAAGCCAGGUCAUCGCCACGGCAGAAGUUCGCAGGAUAAAGGAAAAAUCCCCUUUAGAGUCACAAAAUGAAGAGCUUCUGAACAUCUUAAUAAGGCGGCCUGAUCGAGCUUUCUAUGAAUUUGUCAAAUCCCUGCGUAGAACCCUGCAAGGUCAUUUGGCAGAUCUACUGGAGGAUUCUCCACAACAACGACGUACACCCAAGAGGAAACGAAGGACGGGGGAUUUAAACAUUUCUGUCAAUUGCGAGGAAGUUUCUUCGUUGCCAGCAAGUAAAAAGCCAACCUGUUCCUGCGGAGAAGUAGAAGAACAGAUUCUUAUAAUGGCAAAGACGGCGUAUAAAGCCAUACGAAGGCGAGACAACACACCAGCGUCUUUUGAACAAUUCAAGAAAGAACUCUCGCAGACAAACGAGAUUGUUAAAGAGAGCAUGGAAAUCAUGCACACGUUAAAGAUACUGUGUAAGCACGGAGACUUGGAUAUAUCGUACGGAAGUGUUAUUUUCUGUAUACGUUGCAAGUCCUUAGCCUGCGUGCAUGAGAUCUGGAAAAUGUACACUUCUGGGUCUUUACAAAGUAUGUUUCAAGAGACGUUAGUGACGACGGAUUUGUUAGAGAAGUUUUGUGUUGCCAAAGUGAGAUUAAAAGUGGAGAUUUGUGAAAAAGAGUACAAAAGAUGUCUAAAGGAACUAGGUGGGAAAGAGUUUAGAAGCAAAAAAAUAAAACCUUUUAGAGUAUUAAGGAGCAGCCCAGCAACAUGUAUGUCAAAGAAUACAGACAGUUACUGUAUUAGUUCCAUGAAAAGCAGGUCUCCUUAUUUUAACUCCAGCAUUCGAAAAAGGAAAGCUUUUACAGAAAUAGAAAAGAAUACCUGUGAAAGUCCUCAAAGUCUCAAACAGAAAAACUCGCCCCAGUUACCUCCCCUGUACAGCCUGAGGUCCCGAACAAACGGCGCCUACAGCUCAGUGUGAUUUCGGCGACUCAUUGCUUACUUGACCUUUAAAUCGAAGACCAAGCUACCUCAACCUUAUUUCUAUCUCCAGUUUAUAGUUAUGUGUGAUUUAUGCCAUUCAUAGCUCACUGGAACAUGAAAUCGGAGACCUAGCUAUAUCCACCUUAUAGCUUGGUGUGAUUUCGAGAAAAUUCAAACUCACUGGACCUUGAAAAUCGGAGACCUAGCUAUAUUCUGCUUGAUGUGAUUUUAGCACCUCACCAGUCCAGGGCAAAGUUACCUCCCCCUGAGGUACUAAAAAUAUCCACCUUAUAGCUUGGUGUGAAUCCGGGAACCUUAAAACUCACUGGACCAUGAAAUCGGAGACCUAGCUAUAUCCUGCUUAAAGUGAUUUUAGCACCUCACCAGUCCAUGGCAAAGUUACUUCCCCUGAGGUCUCAUACAUAAUAUCUUCUAUGGCUCUGUGUCACUCUUGAAUCUUGCGACUCCCUUAAUUAUGAAAUCGGAGGUGCAUGUAUAAUUAUCUCCCUUGUAGGACCAACAACGAGUCAACAUUAAAUGUAUGAUCCUGAGCAAGUCAGUGUAUUGAAUGUGAAGAGAUCAUGUUAAACUGAGAAGAAAAUUUAGCAGUUAACUAUGAAGAAAAGUGAUUUUCUUAUACAUUCAGGAACAGCACAAAAUUGAAACAUCUAGUAGAAAUGAGGAAAUCAAAUGAAAAUCUCUGUUUUCAUUAAGUUCUAGAUAGCUUUCCCCUUGAAGAGUGAUAAGUCCUUUAAGAUUGUUUGAAAAUAGUACACAUUGCAAAAUAAAUUCGUCAAAGAUUUUAAAUCAUAUCAAAAGUUAUAUGAAAGUUAGUUUGUACCGGUAAUUUAUGUCAGGUCUACAAGUUAUGUCCCCCGAUUUCUAUGCAUGGGUUCUAACAUUUAUGUAAAACAGGGGUAUCAAACAAUUUUGACAAUCUAGUGUUCAUGAAAUGGACUGAAUAUGGUAAACUACUUAUCUGGUCCAAAAAAUCAAUCAUGUAUACAGGUACAUGGAUGUUGUCUGAAAAGACUUUUCACAAACUACUUAUUUAAUAUGUAUUGGUAUCAAAGGAACCUAUUAUUUAAUACUGGGAUUGAUCGAUAUUGAAUUUCACCGUACAUUUUCAACAUUCAUGUAAUGUGUAACUGUUCUUGUAAUUAUUUUAUUUCAGCUAUACAACUAG
Magallana angulata is the source of this 2965-nucleotide messenger RNA. RefSeq lists its product as uncharacterized. The transcript is spliced from 9 exons. The coding region runs from base 329 to 1777 and encodes 482 amino acids. Lineage: Eukaryota; Metazoa; Mollusca; Bivalvia; Ostreida; Ostreidae. Gene Ontology annotation, biological process: regulation of apoptotic process. The record is from RefSeq and is a predicted model, not a curated record. Gene Ontology annotation, molecular function: protease binding; death domain binding.